UUUCAGUUCAAAAGUAUGAGCAAUUAUGGUUCACCCGAUGACGGGGAGCUGACGGAUGAUAGUCAUGGGCAGCUAGAAAGCUCCGCCCAUAGCCAGAGAUCGUCGUCGAAUUCGCCGACUGCUGCGUCGACAGCACACGAAGAGAGGAAGAAAAUUGAGCUUACAAAAAUGGAUAUAGAAAGGUUCGCUGAUUUAGGCGAAGAAGAUCGCUUACGAAGGCGGUUGCUCGAGAAGCGAGAGAGGGAAGCGAGACACAGUGAUGAUGAAGAGAUGUUUACCAUACAACCGAAAAAACCGAGAAGUGACAAAGCGGAAAGGUCGGACAAAUCAGAAAAGUCAGAAAAACCUCGAGAAAAACAUCGCGACAGAGAACGGAGAGAUCGAGAACGAGAAGAUUACGUGAAGACUAACUUCAGUGCUUCAGAUCGCCGAGAACGAGACAAGGACAGGGAAAGGAAGGAGGAGAAACAUAAGAAAAAGCAUGAGGACAGUUGGAAUAAAUCCGCACCUCGUGUAGUUUCGAAACAUCACCGCGACAAAGGCGAAAAAAGUGACAAACGAGUUAAACCAGAAGAAAGCGAACGACCUCGUAAGGAACACCAGAUUGUAAAGAAAGAGCCAAGUCGGACGCCUUCACCCGAUGAGAGGUUGAUUGUCACCAAGAAACGUGAACGCCAUGUUUCUGUGGAAGUGAAGAAGAAGGAGAAGGACUACGAAAAAGAGCCUAAAAAACCAGAUCCUAUCCCAACUUCAAUAGAACCGGAGCCACAGCCACAGCCACCUAUUACUGUCACCGUAACAAAAACCGAAACAGUUGAAACAGAAACCGAGAAUGAAAAAACUCUCAUCGAAGAUCGCGAAAUUACUUCUUUCAUCCUCGACUCUCCUGCUGGUCCACAAAAAUACUCCAAAUUUGACAGUAGCCCUGAAAUGGGUGAACCCGGAGAUUUUGACCAGACACCUGAACAGAGCGAUGUAGACUACAGCGAAGGUGAGAUGCUGCUAGAACCGGAGGAACCAGAAUUUGACCCUUCAACGGCUACAUGGGAGAGUUUGACAGAAGAGCAAAAGCUGCUGCUCUCUCCGGAUACGAAAAAACGGCUGGAAGAUGACUAUCAAACUCGUUUGAUAGCUCAAUUACCAGUUUAUUACGCAUCUUUUAUGGGUUGUCGCAAUGUUGCUGAGUUUGAUUGCGUAAAUCGUGUGGAAGAAGGAACUUUUGGUGUUGUUUAUCGUGCAAAGAAUAAGCGAACAGACGAGAUUGUCGCUCUGAAGAGAUUGAAAAUCGAAAAGGAACGAGAGGGAUUUCCUAUUACUGCACUUCGUGAGAUCAACAUGCUCUUGAAAGCUGGAAAGCACGAGAAUAUAGUUAAUGUCAAAGAGAUAUUGAUAGGAAGUAAUGCAGAUAAAAUAUAUCUGGCUAUGGAAUUUGUCGAGCAUGACAUGAAAAAUCUCAUGGAUACAAUGCACAAGCGUGGAAAGCGCUUUAGCUUCGGUGAGCAAAAAACGUUAAUGAGGCAGUUACUGUCGGGACUGAAGCAUCUCCAUGAUAACUGGAUUCUUCAUCGUGAUUUGAAGACUUCUAAUCUUCUGUUCUCUCACAAGGGUAUAUUGAAGAUCGCGGACUUCGGUUUGGCCAGAGAGUACGGUGACCCCCUCAGACCAUACACUGCUGUUGUCGUUACGCUGUGGUACAGGGCCCCGGAGCUACUGCUUGGCCAGAAGCUCUAUUCCACUCCUAUUGAUCUAUGGUCUGUCGGAUGUAUCAUGGGAGAGUUCGUAUUAUUGAAGCCCUUAUUCCCAGGAAAUGGCGAACUUGACGAAAUAAAUAAAAUUUUCAUGGAACUCGGGACACCGUCAGAUUCUAUAUGGGAAGGGUACAGUGAGUUGCCUGGACCAAAACUUAUGAAAUUAGCGAAUCAUCCAUAUAAUCAAUUACGGAAGAAGUUCCCUGCCUCAUUGAUGAAUGAAAGUGGUUUCAAGUUAUUAAAUAGAUUCUUGACUUACGAUCCUGCUCGACGUAUCACUGCUGACGAGGCUCUAGCUGAUAGGUGGUUUAGCGAAGAUCCGAAGCCAACCCCACCUGAGAUGUUCCCAACCUUUCCAGCAAAAAGCGAACAACAUCGCGCUCCCCCUCCAAGUGCUGCUAUGGCGAAGAAGAAAGCAGAGAUCAUAAAUCCCGAACGUGCAAAACUGCUCGCUGAUCUCAAAGUAAGGCCGGAUCAAGUGACUUCUGGCUCCUUCUCCUUGAAGUUUGAUAAAACCAGGUUUUGAAUGUACAGUUGUAAAUGUGGUCGCUGUUUCUAGCUGCAUCGGUUGCAGAAGAAACUCUAUUUGUGAAUAGUUAGGCGUUGUAAAUUUUGUUGUUACUGACUGAUGUUUGUUUUUGUGAGUAAUUUCGAAAGCUGUCUAUUGAUUGUUUGUUCUUGAAAGAUGUGUGCUUUGAUGCAUCACUCUAGAGUGAUGGAGGUAUUACGAGUAAAAUAU
Molecule: messenger RNA, 2487 nt
Organism: Cylicocyclus nassatus
Lineage: Eukaryota; Metazoa; Nematoda; Chromadorea; Rhabditida; Strongylidae
Source: the annotation of a GenBank genome assembly